Messenger RNA from Polypterus senegalus (gray bichir), 1557 nucleotides. Its product is annotated as E3 ubiquitin-protein ligase RNF114-like. Gene Ontology annotation, biological process: ubiquitin-dependent protein catabolic process; protein polyubiquitination. Gene Ontology annotation, molecular function: ubiquitin protein ligase activity. The transcript has 6 exons. The record is from RefSeq and is a predicted model, not a curated record. Bases 84 to 719 code for a protein of 211 amino acids. Lineage: Eukaryota; Metazoa; Chordata; Cladistia; Polypteriformes; Polypteridae.
AGCUGAGUCACAAGGAAGUACAGUGUUUACAAUGUAAAGCCUAAGCAGCACGUCAGUCAGUGGCGCCUCUGAAAGCUGGCUUGAUGGAUGCGUUUGAUUUUGAACCGGGGAAUGCAGAAGAGUUUGAAUGUCCCAUCUGCAGGGAUGUCUUAUUUGAUCCUGUUUCCUUGCCGUGUAAGCAUGUGUUCUGUCAUUUGUGUCUCUCCAGUUCAAUCCAAACACGAAACCACUGUCCGACAUGCCGUGGCCAAGACACCACCACAGUGCAGGCCAACGAUGUCAUUGCACGGAUGACCUACAAGACAGCCACCUGCAAGACAUGUGGUGUUCAGGUACCUCUCUCACUAGUUAAAAAGCAUCGUGCAGAACAUGACAAUGAAAGCACUACACAUUUUCCCUUUGCCAAUUCUGAAAUAUCCAAUGCAGACUGUUAUGAGUUCCUGACCUUCCAGUGUCCUUACUGCAAUGAGGAUGGAUUGAAUGAGCCAAGUCUGAUCUGGCACUGUAAUGAGUUCCAUCGAAAUGACACCAGAAGAGUGGUAUGUCCGAUUUGUGCCAGCAUGCCUUAUGGAGACCCAUCUUAUCAAAGCAGAAACUUCUUAGGACAUCUUAACUUAAGACAUUCAUUUUAUGUGCAAGAUUUUAUGGAUGUUUCACAGGAUGAUGCAAUAAAUGAGCAGGCAAUUCUCCUGGCAUCUUACAAUUCAUGUAUGCAAUGAACCAGCUCGGAGUGCAAUAAUCUACAAAAUGCAAUACAUAGAAUGGAGGAUGAUCAGUUUAAAAACACAUGCAGCAUAUUUUGAGGUCUUAAUGUUUUUUUACAUUUCCUCCAAUUAUUUUCACAUACUGUAGACACCCGACAGCAAUUUAACACGUAGCAUUUAUGGAAUUAUUGCAGUUAAUGAAAAGGAUACUCUGAACAAACUUUAUAUCUUCUAGAAGCAAAAGCUGCACGUAGUAGUGGUGGUCUUUAGUUACUGACAAUAGUAUUCUUAUCUUUGUAAGUCAAAUAACAUACUUGGAAUGCAUUUCUCACCUUCAACUUUAUAGUAAUACGCACAUUCAGGAGUUCACAGCGGCUGAUCUACUGCACAUUCUUAUUAUAACAAGCUCUCAGGAACAUUUUUUUUUCUGUAUUCUUAAUGUCAUUCAUAUGCUUGUAAAAUAUUUUUGAGAAUAUUGCAUAUUAAGUUGACAGCCUUUAAGUCAAGACACUGGACCUUAGAGGUGACACAAGUUUGUGACAUCUGUGACUCCACACUUACCUGUCACACCUUAAUUUAGUUAUUUAGUACUUCAUUACUGAGUUUAUGAUACCAUACCCAUACCUAUACAGUAAUCACACUAUGAUGCCACACUGUAACCAGGCGUAGUGACACAUACAGUACCUUACAGUGUAUCCUGGUCGACUUACAUUACAACAUGUCAUCUGCCAAAUAUCCUGGUUAUGUUUAAAGAAAUUGCUCGCUAAUCAGCCUCUGCUAUUCACCAGGUACUACUGUGUAAUAAAAAUAAAUUGCAGCUAUAUAAGAAAUUAAACUGAUUUUUUUUUUUAUA